AUGGCUUCCUCUAUGAUGUCUGUGUUCUUGAUGCUGACUCUGCUUGCUGCGACAGCCAUUGCCCAGGGUCCAACGGCAGCUCCCAAGGUUGCGCCAACCGCCUCUCCACCAUCCUCCUCGUCCCCGCCUUCUACCCCACCGACGAAGGCUCCCACCGUCUCCCCACCUUCUGCUUCCCCGCCUUCCACCCCCCCACCCACCAAAACUCCUGCAUCCUCCCCUGCACCUUCAUCCUCAUCCCCAUCUCCUUCCAGCGCGGCCCCUGCCUCCUCCCCCUCCGUGAGCUCUCCUCCAUCCCCACCAUCAUCUCCCACUCCCGCCAGCACACCAAGCUCCAGCCCACCGGCCGCCAGCUCCACCCCCGGCUCGGCUGCUCCUUCAUCCCCACCAUCGUCUCCAGCUUCCUCCGCCGGACAGCUGCUUUCCGUCCACAGGGUCGCCGCCGCCGGAUCUGCAUUGCUCGGUGCCGCUGCCGUCUUCCUCUUCUGA
Messenger RNA from Nymphaea colorata (pocket water lily), 489 nucleotides. RefSeq names its product arabinogalactan protein 1-like. The record is from RefSeq and is a predicted model, not a curated record. Lineage: Eukaryota; Viridiplantae; Streptophyta; Magnoliopsida; Nymphaeales; Nymphaeaceae. The transcript has a single exon. Bases 1 to 489 code for a protein of 162 amino acids.